AUGCCACCGACGACCUCGCCGACAAGGCUUUCGAGAGCUGGUUCGGUACAGAAGAAGGCCAACAAGCCAGUUGCUUGCCAGAGAUGUCAUUCGCGGAAGGUGAAAUGCUCAGGCGGCCAUCCAUGCUCAAACUGCCAGAAUAACGAUACAACGACGUCUUGCGUGUAUCCAUCGCGCGACCGGCAAAUCAAGCUCAGCGAACAGUACGUGGAAGAGCUGUUAAAGGAAAUUGAGCAUCUGCGCAGCAGUGCCCGCGAUCCCGCUCAUGCUGCUGCUCCCGUCGAAGAAUCCCUCGAGAGCAGCAUAGCUGUGCAUGAAGCUGUCCGUAACCCGCUCCUUGAAGACAGGCCAUGGUUUCACGCAGUGUCUUCAGAGCAUGUACCCAUCCACGUUGGAGAAGCUGCAGAUGCGGCGUUUGCAACGAGGUUCCGACAGACCCUUGCCAUAGGGAAUACCAAGCAUCUACCUCGGAUGAGCCAUGUGCAAGACGACUCCUUGAUGCUGCUAUCUGAAGCUCCAUUUAACUGGCCGUCACCUGCAAGAGCACGCUUUUUGGUCAAGGUAGCCUUGUCUACCGUUUGCCAGUAUUACCACAUCGUGCGCAAGAGCCAAGUUGCAAGAACUCUGGAAGAAGCCAUCAAGAACAAUGGCAAUGGUGAUCGGGUUGCCAUUUGUAAGCUUUUGGCACUGUUUGCACUUGGCGAGGUAUAUUCGGCUAAACAUGCUUCCAUGGAGACGACAUUUCCCGGGUUAGCCUACUUCGCUCAAGCGAGGAAGAUGAUUAGUAUUCCUGCUGAGCGACCGCAAAUGGACACCAUAGAAGUCGCACUGCUACUGGUCCUUUUCUCUUUCACGGUCAAUCGUCGCCACUCGGCUUACAUCUUCUCAAGCUCAGCCUGCAGACUUGGUCUUAUCAUGGGCAUGAAUAUGAACAUACCUGAACAGCAGUGUCCCGAUCGGCUUGUGAGAGAGCAUCGCGUGCGGCUAUGGUGGUCCACAUAUACCCUCGAUAGAUCAUGCGCCUCGAAGCUCGGUCUUCCUGUAUCUGUUGCUGAUGAUGAUAUCAUGGUAGACUUGCCAAGCGGCGACGGUCUUGAUGCUGCAGAAGAAGGCGAUUUCGGCGACAUUGACUACAGCCUGAACAGCAUCGAGCUGUCCAGAAUUGCUGCUCGAUUGACGCGAGCCAUCUACAGUAGGAGGAACCAUCACGACUCGUUUUCUAAAAGAGUCCAGGCGAUGCUUAAGGAUCUUACCAAAUGGAUGGACGCCUUGCCAGCUAAGUUUCAAAUCAAGGAUAACGAUGCUUCGGUACCUAUUCAUAUCGUCUAUCUACAUUUGCGCUUCAACCAGUGUUGUAUACUUGCUACACGACCGAUUCUUCUUCAUGUCCUCCGUAGCCACAAGCAGUCAUGGUCAGAUCCUACCAUUGAUCCAAAGCGCAACCUUCCAGAAGGCGCUCUCGCACUUGCAGAAACAUGCAUUCAAUGCGCACGUCACACCUAUCGCAUCCUUACAGAAGCCUGGAUUCACGGAACCUUUGCUACGCUGGACUAUUUCGAUACUCAGUACUUAUUCUCGGCUACUACGGUUCUCGCUAUUUCUAGCCUCUUGCGGUCGCUGCGGAGUCAAACAGACGGUGAUGAUUUCAAAAACGCAGUGGAAUUGUUGCGGCAGCUUGCUCAAAGCGGCAACUAUGGCGCGAAAGAGUUUGUUAAGCACAUGGAUGCAAUUGAGCAGAGUAUGCAACUUGUGACUGAUACUAGCUUUGCCCCAGGCUCAACGCAACAACCAUCUUUGGUUGAUGCGGGGCCAUUGCUUCUUGCUUCCAACGAGGCCAUGACUGCUGGCAUGGCCCUUGCUGAUCCUUCCCUCCAGUACUUCCUUUCGGAAUCUGACCUAGACCUCCAAGCGUUCAGUAGCCCUGCCUUUGGUGGGUUACAGACACCAUAUUGGUGGACGGAUGGCUGGGGAAUCGAGAAGCAUCUGGAACAAUGGCGCCUAGGUAUAUAUAGUUUAACGCCGAGAACCAAUCGUGGCGACAGGAAACACUGCUUCCGUCGGGAUCAUCGAUGGCCAACGCCAUGUUACUCGUGGACGAAGUUUUUUCGCGUCCGCUCGCUCAACCAUCGAAUUGGCAUAUCUAGCCGUCAGAAACUUGGACCGAUGCCAAUGGCUUCCAUCAAGGGCACCACGCCAGCACUUGAACAAGCCGAAAUCGUGUACUGGAUAAGGUACUUGCCCGCAAUUACUUCUCUCCGCUUUUUCGGGAACGCUUCAGCGCAAUACGUGUUUAAGCUUGCAAACGCGGCCAACAACCCAGCGGCGGUGAAGAAGCUCGUAACGAUCGGCAAUGCAAGAGCUGCUCUUGACGUCGGGCCAUACUGCAGACCCCAUCCAUAUACGAGGGAAGCUGUAGGAAUGACUACGAAGAAAGCGAGCAUUCCCGCAUUCAACCGGUCUUGGGGUAAUCGCUCGCCUCGUAUUUUGAUGUACCGCCGAACCGUAAUGUCUGAGUAG
Messenger RNA from Alternaria atra, 2517 nucleotides. RefSeq lists its product as uncharacterized. NCBI's taxonomy places the organism in Eukaryota, Fungi, Ascomycota, Dothideomycetes, Pleosporales, Pleosporaceae. Bases 1 to 2517 code for a protein of 838 amino acids. Gene Ontology annotation, cellular component: nucleus. The record is from RefSeq and is a predicted model, not a curated record. Gene Ontology annotation, molecular function: zinc ion binding; DNA-binding transcription factor activity, RNA polymerase II-specific; sequence-specific DNA binding. The transcript has 6 exons. Gene Ontology annotation, biological process: positive regulation of transcription by RNA polymerase II; DNA-templated transcription.